AGCUCCUCCCAGCUUUCCUUCUUUCCCAUCUCUUCCUUUUAUAGGAACCUCAUUCCCUCUUUUUCUUUCUCUCUUCCCUCUUUCCUCCUCUUCCUCAUCCCCCCUUUUCCUUUUUCCUCCUCCUCUUAUCCUUUUUUCCCUUCCUUCUUCUUACCCAUUCACACCUUUAGUGCUCCUUCUGAUAUCCUCCCCUCUACCUUUUCUCAUCGUCCUCCCCAUCCCAUCAUUCUUCCCUCGUUUUUCAUUCCCUCCUCCUCUUUCCCUACCCCCACCUCUCUCUCUGCCUUUUUCUGCUGCUCCCCAGUUGCCCUUGUGACACGACAGCGGUCGUUAAUCGCAGCCACGCCAGCAUGUAGGAAUAAACUCCAACACAUCUCGCCCUUUUCUAUACCGCCCCCCCCCCUCCAAAUUGCGGAUUUCUGACGCUACAUUAAUAGACGCAUGAGUUGUGGGAUAGAGACGCUAUUCAUGAUGGGGGUAGAGAGAGAGAGUGAGUGAGGGAGAGAGAGAGAGAGGGAAAGGAGAGCAGAGGGGGUGAGAAAAUGAGCUGUGUGUGUGAGAGAGCAAGGUGCUAAGUCCCCUGCACACCAGGCUGAGAGUGUGUGUGUGUGUGUGUGUGUGUGUGUGUGUGUGUGUGGGGAGUGGGGGGGAGGGGGCCGAUUCUGUGUCUCUGUAUGUGAGGGCGUUUGGGCAUUCAGGUGGGCGUGUUUAUCCGCUUCGCUUCUACUUCCUGGUGUUGUGAAAAUGUGGCCGGUUGCAUAAGCCCCGCCUCGGGGAAUCCUGACGUGCAAGUGCUGCUGGCGCUCCGCGCUCCCGCCUGCUGCCUGGGAAGCCCGUGGUGGGACGACACAGUCUGCCCUUUAUCUGCCUGGUGGAACGGGGACAGAAGCUGCAGCCCCCCUCCGGCGGCCUUGGUCUGGGAACAGGCCACACGCGGGGGGUGUCCGUGCAGGUGUUUCUCUCCCCCGGCCAGCAGUCCUGCAGCUGUCGGCCAUGUGUUGACGCAGACCUCGCCGAGCUGCCGCUCCAGGUCCGCGUGGCCGGAAGUGUCACUGCACCACGGGAAUCCCGCGGGGCCGAGUACGGAUACCUGGCCGCACGAUGAAGUGACACAUGCAGGCUGCUUACCAGGCUAAUUAGGACAUGUGGAGGUCGCCGGCUUUCCCUAGGAGGGGUGAAACUCUAAACCUUCCUCCUCGGAAACGGCAGCAUCUCCCCAGUCUUACUCAAAGCAUCCAGCGGAUUAUUUACUUGUUAAAUUCUGUCUCGUUUUCUCUUUUGGAAAAAAAAGUUUUUGCUCAGGUAGCCUGCCUGGGGGGCCUCGUCAGCCAAAGGACCCCAGAGAAGUUAAUCCACUCCUUGCUCUCCAGACUCCUGGCUGUAGCCUUCAGGUUGCUAUGGCGACCUGGAUGCAUUAGGGGCGUGGUUCCAGGAUGGGUGAUAAAGAUGACUGUUGUCUCCCACUGUGGUCCGUGUCACUGCAUGUGGCUCCUUUGGCCCAUGGGCUCGCUGACGACCCUCUGCUGGCCGCUUCGAGAGCAUAGAUCCGGAAGAAACCAACCUCAUCAUUGCUGGGAUUUUGGGGAGACACACAGCCGUAAAAUGUUGUUAAACUCAAGUCCUCAGUCAAAUUUGAUUGGCGGUUUUACCCAUGUACUGACCCACGCCUGAAGAUGACCUCUGUCAGAAUGGGGUCCUUGAGUUCUGUAUGGGUCACGUUUGUGUGUCACAUACAAGCAGGGAGGUGGGGAAUGUUCCCUUGGUGAUUGGCUGAAGUGGUCCUCAUCAAAUCAUGUGCACAUUAUCCUCAGACUAUGCAAGCAUCAAUAUUUAUGGAAAGAAAGUUGUUAAGGGUAGCCCUCAUUCACAGAAAUUUUUCUUCUUUAUCACAGAGGAUUCUGGGAAAGGAUGGUUUACCAACAAACAAACAAACAAGCAAACCUUUCAUCGCUUCGUCUGAAACGGCUAGCGGGCAGCCUCCUUCAGCAUUGUUUUGCCUUUGAUUUCUUUUUCGGCUUGUGUCUUCACGAGUAAUUCCACAACACCCUGGGUAUAUAAUUUGAUUAAUUCAUUUACCAUUGUGUUAACAGUGUCUCAUAUCAAGAUAAUGGUUUGAAAUGCCCGGGAUUACCAGCUCAUGGAGGUGCAAAGCGCCGAAUCAAGUUAGGGGAACGUAGUUCUGGGGAAAGGUUAAAAAACUGGGGACUGUCUGCUGGCUUUCGGCUGCUGUUUAGGGCGGCUCAGUGGUUGUAGCUUCACGGAUUGUUUCUGGAUGGAUCUCUCUGCAGCAGGCUGACUCCUGACCUCGCCCAACCCCAGCUCCCUCUGACCAGGCUGACCGAGCCAUGAGGUUUUCACAUAGCGACACUGGAUGUUAACAUUUUUCUGAUGCGUAUCAUACCUCGACUGUGUUCGGAAUGGCGGUGUUGGACUUGAGUGGGCCGGGAAGCCUGGCUGAAAUGUUCCCAGCUGAAAACAACAAGCGUGGAGGUGCAGGCAUGUGUCCCUGGGUGGAGAGGGUGGGGGUGCUCUCAAUGGUUUCAUUUAGUGCGCGUGGCCCUAGGGCCAGCUCAGCUGUGCCACAAGGCUUUGCGUGGGCCAAUGACGACACACAUACAGUCACAGACACGCCCUCUCUCAUGAAGCAGCCAAUGGUGACACACGUACAGUCACAGACACGCCCUCUCUCACGAAGGAGCCAGCGGGGACACGCGCGUACAUGCAGCCCUCGGGUCGGACAUACUGAGGUGCCUUUGUCCCGCCCAGCCUGAGGGAAGGGUGUAGGAUGAUGAAGCGGAACUAGAGAGGAGACUGAAACAUCAACAUGCAGGCAUGAGACACUUGAGAGGUUGGGGGGGGGGAUUUUUCUCAUGGUCAAAUGCUAAGAAUGGGGCUGAUAGUUACAGGUUUAUGGGCUCAGAAAUGAAGGCCUUCGCUGCAUUUGAUUUUACUAUUGAGGAACCGAGUUUGGAUCUCGACUGAUCUGGGAUCAGCACAGGAAAAUAGGUACGGAGUAUGCUGGGAGAAGGGUGGUGUGGGGGGCGGGUGCUGGAAAACAGGCCCCGUGCUAAGAGAAGGUCUGUUCCCUGGGCACUGGGGGCCGCGUGUGGGUUGGGAAUGUCGUCAGGCCUCCUAUUGUCCGAGCCAGCGAGUAGGACUUGGCUGGUUGGCGUCGACCUAUCAGAGAACAAGGCCCCUGUUCUGCCCUGAUGGGGCGGGGUGGGGGGGUGUAUGGCUGUACGUCCACUGACAAACUGGAAUACAGAGAUGGGGGAGGACACCAAGUUGUUGGAGACUGAUGCAGCAACACGUGCGGCUAAUUUCUCAACGGAGUGAAGAUCCUGGUGUGAAGACCGACUGGAUUAGAGCACUGCGGUUGGAUUGUAUCGGUGACGGAUCGUUCUCAUCCUGCCAGUGCCGAUUAUUCCUUUGCGGCGUGUCUGACAGUGACCCUCAUUAUUUCAACCCUUUCAGUAUCUCGGCGUUGCGUCAGUCAGUGCCGAAUUGUUUUGGGGACUGGAUGACCAAUACAGUCCUGAUUACGCCUCCUCUGCAGAUACCUUGUACAGUUUUGCCUUAGUGGUGCCUCUGUGGGAUCCAGUCCAGGUGACCCGGCGUCGCCCUUGUGACUGAAAUCCGUCUAUAUGGACCAGCCGGCUUGAACCGGAAUGACCUGCAUGCUGUCUGGCAGGCACAGAGCGCAUGAGCUCAUGACUGUAAACAUGCGCUGAAGACAUUAAUGGCGCACAGAUCAUAACGUUCCAGGGAUUACUGGCAGUGAGCGUUUCCGUGUGGAUCGACUUUCUCAUACACUGGAUUAAAGACCAAUAAAACUGGACCAGAGCAGUCGCUGGUGUUUUGGAUCUCCGCCCACACAAGGAGCCAGCAGACAGCAGAACAUCAUUAACCCAAAGGGCCUGUGAUUUUUACCCUCCCUCUAUUUCCCCUCUCUUUUUCUCUCUCUCUCUUUCACUCUUUCUCUUUCUUUCUACCCAUUUCGGUUUGUUGUGCUUGAUGUGAUUCAUUCACUUGCUCUAAUUCUGGAUCGGUACUCAGUGUCUUAUGAGUUGUGUGGCUACAGCUAAAGCCAUGACAAAUAAUUAAUCAAACGAAAAUUAGUUUAUAAUAAACUGCCAGCGAGGAGAGCUGCGGGGAUUCAACAUUUACUUUGUGAAAUUGCCGUUUGCAGAAUCUUUGAGUGAAAAUGCCCUUGCUAUACAGAGUAAACAGGUUUAUCAAGGUGGGGCUUUGAUACUCAAUAUAAAAAGUAGAUAUUUAAUAUAAAAUUAUGAUUAGUAUGUCUUAGUGUGAUAGUUGAAUAUUCCAUUAAUAUGUGGUGAUAUUAAUGUUUGAAAUGUAAUUCAUAGAUUUCAUUGUUUUAGAGUAUCUGCUGUAGCUAUUAGUAUCUUUGGAUAUUAGUGACAAAAUGGAUAAAAGUGGGAUUGUGUUGAUAUGGCUAUGUACAGUGGUAGAUUUCAAAGAGGACCUUGUGUAAGCUGAUCAUCCUGAUAAGAGAAGGAGAAGUGUAGCCUGCAACUUCCUCAGCGAACAUCCGUUUGAGAAACACUUUGCAGGCAUGUUCGUCAGCGUGAAAAAGAUCAUCUCGACAUUCGAAUCACACCGGCAAGCUCAGCCCCCAUCUAUCCGUUCCUCCUCUUCCUCGUCCCUUGCUCAUAAAGACCCUACAGUCAACAGUCCUAAGUGUGAGCUUGAGUCAACUUUGACCCAUUGUAUCUCCACCGGACAUCUUCUUGCGAAACCUUCUUCCUCCUCAUCCAUCUCUUCCUCACCUCUCUCCCGCUCGUCCUCUGCUCCUUCCUCCCCUAUCCUCAAACGAGCAGCAGGCUCUUUCCUCUCCUCCUCUGCUAUCCGACUCCCAUCUCUGGCCCUCUGCUCCUCCCACCUCGACCAGUCUUCUCUUGGGGGUGCCCCAGUGGUGCAGCCUGCACCGUCUAGUUUCCCCUGCUCUCGGCACCCCUCUUCUCCUUCACUCCAUCUGGCUAGUGAGAAAUCAAGCAAUCGAGAGCAAAAGAAGGAGGGCCAGCCCCGAAGCAAAAUCCGAGAUUCAUGGCCAAGCAGUCAUGUGGAAGUCCGCCGCGAUGGCCGGCAGAGGUGUGCCAAGAUCGCGUACUGGGAACAAGGUGGCUCUGAUUUCCCCGAUAAAGUGGAACAGUGCUGCCUUACAAAUUCCUCAACUCGGCCGCCAGCAAGCUCUCGUGGUGUUUCCCGUCAAUCAGGGCCCGGUGUUCAUUGUACUGCUGAGUUUCCUCAAACAAGAAGAGAACCACUACUAACUUCAAGCCCCUCCUGCAGGACUGCAAGUCCAUCCAGACCUACGACUAUCCCUCCUUCUAGGACCGGCCCUCAUUCCGGGCCAACGGGAUUGUGCCGACUAGAGAACCAGCUGGGAACUGACAGUCCUGUCCUCCGGAAGGGUGUCCGUACCUCGAUCCCCAAGGCUCUGGAUCCACUGUUGCAUCCACCCCCAUCAGCUCAUCAGUCAAACUUGAUUGCUGGGAGAGGCUAUCCUAUGGCUAACCUGUGUGCUGGGCCGACAGAACCAGAUACCCUUCAACCUCCUCAUAGGUACUUGGUCACUCCUAGGCUGAAUCACGUGCAAGCACAAUGCCAUGCAACUGUUCAAAAUGAUCCACCCCCAAACAUAAAGACACAGACUCUAUGUGGUUCUGAUUCUGAAAUGAGUUCUUCUGCUUCUGCAAAAGUUCAAGGAUUCUUUCAAAACUCUAACCCCAGAUUAGUUGGCAGUCAAACUCCUUCCAAACUUCCGAAAGCUUUCAGCCCUGUAGCAUGUUCAGCUCUGCCUGCUGGAGAAUUGGUGGUGACAGAAAAGGUCAAGAUCACAGCUGUUCAAGACAUGGUAGAUGCAGACCCACCCAACACAGCUAAAGUCCAUGGCAGUAUCCAUAUCGCACCACAGGGAGCCUACAGCACUGCAUCUACACUGAGCAGUGUUGAUUCAUCACAGUGUAUCUCCGAUCCUCAGAGGCUGAUCCAGGGCCACAGUAGCAGAGGUACUCAAGCGCCAGACCCUAAUAAAAACAGUGUGAGUGGAGUAACUACUGGCAUCAACCAAGUACCUCAAAGACACGAAGGAGCAGAUGGCAUGAAUGAGUGCUGGGACAGUCAGAUCGCGGAGCACGAUCCGCACACAACAGUAACCCACCACCCCUGCAAAACCAACCCCCUUGGCUCAGCCAGAUCUGCCACCAAGGAGAAUCCACUCUCUGCAGUCAACCGGUCCCCUUCCGCACCCAAAUGUGAUCCAGUCAAGGCAGCCACUUGCUUUGGACCCACAGAUUCUGUCUCCCCCCUCAAUGCGUUGAGCCAGCAGAACACGCGAUGCCCCAUGCUAGUGGGCCCAAUGGCAACACUCGGACCGAAAGCUUUGACCCGGAACUCUGACAAGGCCUUUCUGUCCCUGCUGCUCUUCAUUCAUAGCGGCUCGAGCAACAGCAUGAUUGCAAUCGACAACAAGAUUGAACAAGCCAUGGACCUGGUGAAGACCCACCUGAUGAUGGCUGUGCGGGAGGAGGUGGAGGUGCUGAGGGAGCAGAUCAAGGAGCUGACGGAACGCAACGCGCAGCUGGAGAGGGAGAACUAUAUCCUCCGGGCCCUUCAGGAGCGAGACUGAGGGAGCCAGGAGGGCAGGAGAGCGAGAAGCCUUUGGCCCCUAGACCCCGGGGAGAAGGAGGGGGAGAGAGAGAGAGAGAGAGAGCACGUUCUAGUAACGUCGGCAAUGCGUCCGGCUGAUUGUCCGAUUGCCCGAUUAGUCUUCUAGAGGAUCAUGGGUAACUGAAACGCCAAGUCAGCCGAGAUGCAGUGAGCUACAGAGGGAGAAAUAAGAAAGGAGGUGAAAGGAGGAUGGAUUACAAGAGCAGGAGGUGGGAAGAGUGUAUGACCAUGGAAGAUGGGGGAGGGGAGCUAUUUGACUGGCAGCCUUGAGCGCCAACACCCUUGCAGUGGGGUACCCCUCUGUAUCCUACCUACACACACACACACACACACGUAAUCACACUAUCAAACAUAAUGUGCAUGUUCACAAGUAAAGAUGUGUAUGCCAGGAGAGUCACUAGGGAUUUAUGGAAAGUCUUUCCAUUUUAAAGGAAGUGAAAGAGGACGCACAUAUUAAAUAGUAUGUGUGCAUUUAUUUGGAGACUGAAGAACAUUUUAGGGGAGCUAAAGUCCUCCUAAAACAGCCCCGACGACACCCCUGAUGCAGACCAUAAAACGCACAUAACAGCACGGGGGGGGGGGGGGGGCUACUAAAAACUCAAUGGAAUAUAUGGGUACAAACAUGAAGUAACACACAGGUACACAAGCGCAGAAGUCCGUAACACUCUAACACACAAACUGUAUCUCGAAGGAAGCGUUCAGUUCUAAUCAUACGGAGUAAAAUAUGAAGCAUCUUUGAUAACUUUUAAUGAUGAUGAUUAACACAGGUGGUGAUUAUGAUAAUGGCAAGAAUUCUUUGCAGUGUAAAAAUUUAAGCUGCUUUUUUUUGGCUAAUUUAUUGGUCUUCUGCUAGGAGAGAAGGGGCCUGGUUGGGAUUUGUUUGUGGAUUUUCAGCUUUUAUUGCAUGUUGAGGUCUUUGGUUUUGCAUACUUGCUAUAUUACUGCACCUUUUUAGCCAUCAAUUAAACUUAAAAGGAAGGGCUGUUGUUGCUGAGGCUCGUGUUGGGACACCAAUUGAGGCCCAGAAGGAACCCAGUGUAUUUUUUUCCCCACUAUACUGUAUUUUCACCAUCCUGUCCCGCGUUCUUUACACCACAUGUUAAUUUCACAUUUAUUUAAAAUCUUACCAUGCUGUGGAACCAUCGAGAUUCCAGUCAGCUGAGUCUUUACUGGGGAUAUUUCAAAUUUUGUGUACAAUCCCAUAAAUGACAUGGUUUGUUUUUGCUUGGGUAACUGAAUGUGUAAUGAUACACUCUGCCAGACAGCGAUUGGUUGCAUUGUGCCAAAGCAGUUUUUUUUUCUCCCUCCUGAAUACAGAUAUUAAUGGGAUGAGCGGUAAUAUUGUGUUUUUGUGGUCUUAACAUGCCGGCUCAUUUGCCUGAGGUUCUGGACGGACUCAGUCCUCUGAGGUUAGCUUCCACUAGAAUGAGCUAAUCCCCGUAACGGAACCGGGAACUAGGUUGAUAUAAACAUGAGGCGAAGACUGUCACUUUAUCGAGGGACCUGCAGACCCCUGACUGUGUUACAGUCUAGACCCAGGGAGUUUUGUGGAGAUUAUCUUGAACACCAUAACAGUUUCCCUUAUGUGCACACCAAGAUAAUUAACUCUAGUGGUACAAGUCCAGUAGUUCCAUGAUUUCCUCAGCAGGGCCUCAUACUUGAUUUAAAAGCAGCACCAAACAAUCUGCUCAUUCAUUUUUGUUUUAUUGUGAAAGGAGCUUAAAGAUUCUCUGAGACUGUUACAUCAGAGGGUGUUUUUAAUUAUUUUCUAGGAUAUUAGUAUUUUAAAAACAUCCUUUUCUAAAAUGGGGUACAAAGUAUUGAUUGUUUGUAACUGUACAAAUUAUGAAAGGAAAAAAUAGGGUCUAAUAAAUAACUUUUACUAAA
Molecule: messenger RNA, 8580 nt
Organism: Brienomyrus brachyistius
Lineage: Eukaryota; Metazoa; Chordata; Actinopteri; Osteoglossiformes; Mormyridae
Gene: tsc22d4
Exons: 3
Coding region: 4577-6652 (691 amino acids)
Biological process (GO): regulation of transcription by RNA polymerase II
Source: RefSeq, a predicted model, not a curated record